This is a messenger RNA of Monoraphidium neglectum, 2832 nucleotides long. RefSeq lists its product as hypothetical. The record is from RefSeq and is a predicted model, not a curated record. Bases 1 to 2832 code for a protein of 943 amino acids. NCBI's taxonomy places the organism in Eukaryota, Viridiplantae, Chlorophyta, Chlorophyceae, Sphaeropleales, Selenastraceae. The transcript has 14 exons.
AUGCUGGGGGGCAUGCGGCCCGUGGCCCAGGGGGCGCUGCAGGUGCACGGAGUCAGGCCCGAGGAGGCGCGGCGCCGCGACUGGGAAAAGCGCGUGGCCGAGCGGCGCCGCAGCAAGAGCCGCAGCCGCAGCCGCAGCCGCGGGCGGCGGCGCUACUCGAGCCGCAGUCCGAGCCGCAGCCGGAGCCGGGAGCGCGGCGGGGGCAGGGACAGGGACUGGGAGCGCCGCAGGAGCCGCAGCCGCUCGCCCCGGGGCGCCCGCAGGGGCCGCUCCCGCAGCAGGAGCCGCAGCCGGGGCCGCGACCGCGACCACGGGCGGCGCAGCAGCAGCCGCGACAGGGACCGCGGCCGCGACGGACGGGGCUCGUCCGGCGGCGGCGGCGGCGGCGGCGGCGGCGGCGGCGGCGGCGGCGCGCCGGCUUCCAAGGCCACGCCGACAUCGAGUAAGGCGGCGGCGGCGACGCCAGCGGCCAAGGAGACCCCUCAGGAGCGGCUCAAGCGCAUCAUGGCUGCGCAGAUAAACAAAGCCUUCCAGCGGGACUCCCUGGCGGCGGCGCAGAAGAAGAUGCAGGCUGAAAAGGAAAAGGCGGCGCGGGAGCAAAUGGCUCGCAGCGCGCACUCGCGCCGCUCGCCCUCGCCGGGCCGCAGGGAGGGGCGGCGCGAGAAGGGCGCGGCGCCUGCUGUCCUGGGGUCGGCUGGGGCCUCAGGCUCCUGGGUUUCCUUGCUACUGCCCCCUUCCCUGGUCUUUGCUGUGUACAAUCCUGGCGGCCUCUCUGUGCGCCGCCGCCGCGCGCUGCUGGCCGGCGCCCAGGUCGACGGCUUCGCGUCCGCCGCCGCCCCCGCCUCCAGCCAGGCGCGCGCAGCGACCCAGACCCGUGCCCAGGUCGUCGCCGACGCGAUAUACAACCGCCGCAGGGACGUUUCAGAUCAGGUAGACGCGCUGCCCUCCGACAGCCUGACCGUCGAGGUCCACACUACGCCCACGCCCCGCAAGGCGGAGCCCAACCUGCUGGCCAUCUCCCGCGAAUGGGACAACCUCGAGCAGUACACUCAGACAGACGAGGCGCUGCAGGCAUUCUCCUACCUAUUCCUGCAGCUCGGCCCCAGCCCCGUGAUGCGCGUCGGCGGGCGCAGCCAGGAGGUCCUGACGGCGGUGCCGCCGCUGUCGGCGUUUGUCGCGAUGCGCACGCUGCGGGACGCGGUGGGCAUGCGGUACAUCAUCGGGCUCCCCCUGGAACAGCGAAACGUCAAGCUGGCCAGGGACAUCAUGGCCACCGCCCAGAGCUACCUCGGAAACUCCAUCAUCGCCUUCGAGCUCGGCAACGAGCCGGCCAUAUGGGACAACAACGUGGGGGGCUGGGACGCCAGCGGCAAGUACGGCAAGGGCCUCGGAUUCUACAUGUCUCACUUCCACCGGACGGCCAGGAAGCUCAUCCCGGGCUGCGACGCGCGGGCCGCACCUCUGAGCGCGGCGGACCCCACCUCUUGGUGGCUCACGGCAGACAAUGAGAUCAUCCCAGAUCGGGUGCCUGGGGGCCCGGGGAAUCCAAACGGCACCCUGGGGCCCCAGCCCACAGUUCCCAGCCCCACCGCCCCCAGCAGCGGCGGCGCCGCCGGAAGAAAUGCUGGCAACGCCAGCAACGCGAUCAACGCAGCGGUGAAAGCGGCCAGAGCCGCCGCCAACGCGGCGGCUGUCGACUUUGCGGGGGACAAGGUCGCCUUCAACGCCCAGGGCCGGCUGGUGGCGGUGCCCGCAAACGCCCGCGUCGCGGUCAACGCGGCAGGCGCCGGCAGGAAGCUGCUGGCCAGGGAUGCUGCGGCGACCGCGUCAGCCAGCGACGCCGCGGCGCAGGGCGGCGCCCGCGCGGCGGCGCCCAACAAGCCGUACAUCAUGGGGCCGAGCUGGCACAGCCUGGGGCUGCCGCCGCUGAUGCUGAAGUCGAUGGGGCAGGCAGGCCAGUGCUACAUGAAAGAGGUGACCGUCCACUUUUACUCCCACCUGGGGGUGGGUGACGCUUCUGUUGACCAAAUAUUGGACGAGAACAAGCUCAGGGGCGCUGCGCAGAGGUUCAAGCAGCUCAAGGACGCCGCCGCGCAGGGCGGGGUGGCGCUGCGCGUGUCGGAGACCAAUAGCGCUGUCAACGGCGGCGCCGCGGGCGUGUCCGAGGUGCUGGGGGCGGCGCUGUGGACCGCGGACACCACCUUUGAGUUCGCCAGGGCGGGCGCCACGGGCGUGCACAUGCACUGGGGCGUCGGCGGCACGACCCAAGGCGGCGGGCCCGCGUACACGGGCGUCCAGACCAACUUCAAGGGCGGAAACCCCAACCGCCCAUACCCGUCGGUGCACGCUCCCUGGUAUGGCUACCUCCUGUACCUGACGGCGACCCGCGGCGAUGAUGUGUACUUCACCAACAACUUCCGCCAGGAGACCCCUGGUGCCUGCAGCCGCGCCGUCAAGGUGUGGUCCCUUGUGGGCUACGACCCGGGGCAAGGCAUGGGCAUGGGCUCCCAGCCUCCUGGCCGCAGCAUCCGCAUCGCCCUCCUCAACAAGAACAGCGACCGCGGCUGCACCGUCGAGCUGCGCGUGCGCGGCGCCAACCCGGGUGCCAAAGCGCAGCUCAGGUGGCUGAAGAGCCUCGGGGGCAUCGCCUCCACCUACGGCAUGACGUGGGCCGGCCAGACGUUCGGAGGGUCGGACUUUGGGCUGCCCUUAAACUACCCCGACGUGCCAGAGAUUACCCCGACUGGGUCCUCGGACGGCGUCGUCUCAUACUCAGUGAACGUCGGGGCCGGCAGGGCGGUGCUCUUCACGUCCAUCCUCAGCCCAUCAUGA